UGAAGAGGAGGAGGAAGAUGGCGGGAGGGCGGCUCUGAAGAGACCUCGGCGGCGGCGGAGGAGGAGAGAAGCGCAGCUUCGCGCAGCGCCAGGGCCCAUGUGGGGAGGAGUCGGAGUCGCUGUUGCCGCCGCCGCCAGUAGCUGCCGGAGCCGGGUGGGAGUGAGGGGAACACGGCAGGAUGAAGUUCGCCGAGCACCUCUCCGCGCACAUCACUCCCGAGUGGAGGAAGCAGUACAUCCAGUAUGAGGCGUUCAAGGAUAUGCUGUAUUCAGCUCAGGACCAGGCACCUUCUGUCGAAGUUACAGAUGAAGAUACAGUUAAGAGAUAUUUUGCCAAGUUUGAAGAAAAGUUUUUCCAAACCUGUGAGAAGGAACUUGCCAAAAUCAACACAUUUUAUUCAGAGAAGCUAGCAGAGGCUCAGCGCAGGUUUGCUACACUUCAGAAUGAGCUUCAGUCAUCCCUGGAUGUGCAGAAAGACAGCACUGGAGUCACUGCAUUGCGACAGCGCAGAAAGCCAGUGUUCCACCUGUCUCAUGAGGAGCGCGUCCAACAUAGGAAUAUCAAAGACCUUAAACUGGCCUUCAGCGAGUUCUACCUCAGUCUCAUCCUGCUGCAGAACUAUCAGAAUCUGAAUUUUACAGGGUUUCGAAAAAUCCUUAAAAAGCAUGACAAGAUCCUGGAAACAUCUCGUGGAGCAGAUUGGCGAGUGGCUCAUGUGGAAGUGGCCCCAUUCUAUACGUGCAAGAAAAUCAACCAGCUCAUUUCUGAGACUGAGGCUGUAGUAACCAAUGAGCUUGAAGAUGGUGAUAGACAGAAGGCUAUGAAGCGAUUGCGUGUCCCUCCUCUGGGAGCUGCUCAGCCUGCACCAGCAUGGACUACUUUUAGAGUUGGCCUGUUUUGUGGAAUAUUCAUUGUGCUGACUAUCACUCUUGUACUUGCAGCUGUAUUUAAACUUGAAACAGAUAGAACUGUGUGGCCCCUGAUACGAAUCUAUCGGGGUGGCUUUCUUCUGAUUGAAUUCCUUUUUCUACUGGGCAUCAACACUUACGGUUGGAGACAGGCUGGAGUAAAUCAUGUUCUCAUCUUUGAACUUAAUCCAAGAAACAAUUUGUCUCAUCAGCAUCUCUUUGAGAUUGCUGGAUUCCUGGGGAUACUAUGGUGCCUGAGCCUUCUGGCAUGCUUCUUCGCUCCAAUUAGCGUCAUCCCUAUAUAUGUGUAUCCACUUGCCCUUUAUGGAUUUAUGGUCUUCUUUCUCAUCAACCCCACCAAAACUUUCUACUAUAAAUCCAGAUUCUGGCUGCUUAAACUUCUGUUUCGAGUAUUUACAGCUCCCUUUCAUAAGGUAGGCUUUGCUGAUUUCUGGCUGGCCGAUCAGCUGAACAGCCUGUCAGUGAUACUCAUGGACCUGGAAUAUAUGAUCUGCUUCUACAGUUUUGAGCUCAAAUGGGAUGAGAGUAAGGGCCUGUUGCCAAAUAAUUCACAAGAGCCAGAGUUUUGCCACAGAUAUACCUAUGGUGUGCGAGCCAUUGUUCAGUGCAUUCCUGCCUGGCUUCGCUUCAUCCAGUGCCUGCGCCGGUACCGUGACACCAAGAGGGCCUUUCCUCAUUUAGUGAACGCUGGCAAAUACUCCACGACGUUUUUCACCGUGACGUUUGCAGCGCUUUACAGCACUCACAAAGAACGAGGUCACUCUGACAGCAAGGUGUUCUUUUACCUAUGGGUCGUCUUUUAUGUCAUUAGUUCCUGCUAUACCCUCAUCUGGGAUCUCAAGAUGGACUGGGGUCUCUUUGAUAAGAAUGCAGGAGAAAAUACUUUCCUCCGGGAAGAAAUUGUGUACCCUCAAAAGGCUUACUACUACUGUGCCAUCAUAGAAGAUGUGAUACUGCGCUUUGCUUGGACUAUCCAAAUCUCUAUUACUGUUACAUCUCUUCAGCCUAAUGUUGGGGACAUCAUUGCUACUGUCUUUGCCCCCCUUGAGGUUUUCCGGCGAUUUGUGUGGAACUUCUUCCGCCUGGAGAAUGAGCAUCUAAAUAACUGUGGUGAAUUUCGUGCCGUGCGGGACAUCUCUGUGGCCCCCCUGAACGCGGAUGACCAGACACUCCUUGAGCAGAUGAUGGACCAGGAGGAUGGGGUGCGAAAUCGCCAGAAGAACCGUUCAUGGAAGUACAACCAGAGCAUAUCCCUGCGCCGGCCUCGCCUCGCUUCCCAGUCCAAGACCCGCGACACUAAGGUAUUGAUAGAAGACACAGAUGACGAAGCUAACACUUGAAUUCUCUGAAGUCUAGAUUAACAUCCUUGGUUUCUACUCUACAAUUCUUUCCUCGACCAACGCAACCUCCAGCACCUUUUUCCAGCUGAGAACAGGAGAAAACAGAACACGUUCCCGGGCUCUUCAGAUCGGGUCCUAUGGACUCCGAGCAGGCUCACUGUGUUUCUUUUCUUUUCUUCUGGUUUAAUCUUCAUUUUCUAUUUUUAAAACAAUAUACUUCAUUUUGCCAAUCAGAGGAUGUUUUAAGGAACAAAAACCUACUAUCUUAUGGAUUGUUUACAAUCACAAAGACACAGAAGCCCGUCAGGGUAAAGAGCAGGCAUUGGAAGGAGCCUCUGAUGGACGCAUGGAGACAACUCAACCUCCGCCUGGCCUGGUUUUCACUGUCGAAAGCUGGGCGCUGGUUUUUAAAUUUUCUGUCAGUUUCUAUGGAGCGUUUUUUUCCCUUCCUUCCUAGCCAGCACAGAGGCACUGGCAGCACUUGCAGGGAAAGUGCAGCUUGGAGUAGCACCCUCCUCCACAAAGCUACUUUUUAAUUUGGGGUGACUUUUCUCAUUUGGGAUGAACUUCGGGUGGGUGGGGAAUAGGAUGUAUUCGUUACAUAGUUUUCUCAUUAUUUAUGAAACUUAACCAUAAAGGAAUGAUACUACUCCUGUGAGGGGCAGGGGGAACUAAGGCUGGCUGGCAUUUCAGAGGGUCAAGCUCACAUACCUCUUUCAGGAAACAACUUGUACCACUUUGAUUCUCCCUCUUUCGUUUUAACUUUAAGCCAAAGUUUUAUUGCUAAAUUUUAAGUUGCUGCUCUAGAGUCCCAAGCGUCACUGUCAUGACCAGGCAUCACACUUGCUUCCCAUUGGUGGACAUUCAGAGAAGGGCUUCUGACGGUUGUGUCUUUAGGAACAGUGCAGAUGCGUUCACCACAUGCUACUCACAGCAGUGAAGUUCUGCCCCGCACUUGUGCAUGGAAAAUUGUAGUCUUUACUGACCACAUGGAGAGACAGGCUGUUUAGACUCCUCACACCUUUGUUAGAUGUUUCCCCUUCUGGUCUCAUCUACUUUAGCCAGAAUUUGAUCAGGUUAAGUUUUGUGGGGACUGUAUUUUUGAGCAUGUAGAACAAACCCUUCCUCCUUCGUAUUGCAUUGACACAAAAUAUCUUAGCAGCCAUUUUUAAGCCCAGCAGUAUUAAAAGGUGAAUGUUGGAUUUUUAUGACCUCCGGUGAUAGAAAUCUGUUUUUAAAUUGGGGCCCUCUAAACCUUGGUGUACUUUUAAAACUAUAUUUAUUAGAAAAUCCAGGGUAUAAAUACCCGUUUUUACUUCUUUAUCUCACCCCCUUCCUUCCUGAAUUCUCUAGAGAAGCUUAAAAACACUCAGCAUUUGACUUUCUUGAAAAUGGUUGGUAUCAAAUUUAGUAUUCUUCAGGACUGGCAAUAUAGAUCAUUGGUAGUAAUGAUUGCCCAGCAUUCUUGAGACCCUGGGGUUUCUCUCCAACACUGGUGGGGGUGAGGGAAGAGUCAUUAUUUAAUAAAAUUAAUGUAAGUGCCAGGAAAAAGUAAAGUCUGCAUCAAUGCCCCCUCCCCUCCGAGCUGGAUGAAGUCCCACAGAGGAGCCUAGUGAGGGUCCCUUUGCCUGCACCCUUCUCAGAUUAACUUUAGACAAACAAGUGACUAGAAGACAGCAGUUAACACUUGCUUUAUUUUUUCAAGAAAACGUGUCUACUGUCCUUUAACUCGCCCUCCUGUCAUUAGCCCUCCUGGGUUAAAGUUACUGCAUUGCUAAAAUCCAAAUGAUUAACUCAUCAACUUCCUUUUAGAAAGUUUCUUCCAUUUGUACUCUGACAAGGUUCCAGUUUUUUUCUCCUUUCUGAAUUGAGAUUUUUUA
Acomys russatus (golden spiny mouse) is the source of this 4150-nucleotide messenger RNA. RefSeq names its product xenotropic and polytropic retrovirus receptor 1 (gene Xpr1). Gene Ontology annotation, cellular component: Golgi apparatus; cytoplasm; plasma membrane. Gene Ontology annotation, molecular function: inositol hexakisphosphate binding. Gene Ontology annotation, biological process: phosphate ion transport; cellular response to phosphate starvation. Lineage: Eukaryota; Metazoa; Chordata; Mammalia; Rodentia; Muridae. The record is from RefSeq and is a predicted model, not a curated record. The transcript is spliced from 15 exons. The coding region runs from base 180 to 2270 and encodes 696 amino acids.